This is a messenger RNA of Globicephala melas (long-finned pilot whale), 6088 nucleotides long. It is a transcript of the gene ZSWIM8, whose product is annotated as zinc finger SWIM-type containing 8. Gene Ontology annotation, cellular component: Cul2-RING ubiquitin ligase complex. The record is from RefSeq and is a predicted model, not a curated record. Gene Ontology annotation, molecular function: zinc ion binding. NCBI's taxonomy places the organism in Eukaryota, Metazoa, Chordata, Mammalia, Artiodactyla, Delphinidae.
GGCGGCGCCGCAGCCGCCAAGAGGCCCCGGCUUCCGAGCGCUUCGUCCGGGCCUUGAAUCUCGGAGACUGGCCACGAUCCCCGUUCACACCUCGCAGUUGGGCAAGGCCCCGUCCCGUGUCUCUCCCAGGCCUGAGAUCCUCGCCCGGCACGGCCGCCCUGAGCGCCCCGGCCACCCCCAGCCCCGGCUCGCCCCUCAGGCCCCGGGCCUCCCCACAGCCCCCGGCCGGCGGCCCAGGCCCCGGAUCCGCGGGGGGGGACCCGGCCCCGGGGGGUGCGGGCCCCAUGGAGCUGAUGUUCGCGGAGUGGGAGGACGGAGAGCGCUUCUCUUUCGAGGAUUCGGACCGCUUUGAGGAGGAUUCGCUCUGUUCUUUCAUCUCCGAGGCCGAGAGCCUCUGCCAGAACUGGCGGGGAUGGCGCAAACAGUCAGCGGGGCCCAAUUCCCCCACUGGCGGCGGUGGCGGAGGUGGCAGUGGCGGUACCAGAAUGCGAGAUGGACUGGUGAUCCCACUGGUGGAGCUGUCAGCAAAACAGGUGGCGUUUCAUAUCCCAUUUGAAGUGGUGGAGAAAGUUUACCCCCCGGUGCCUGAGCAGCUCCAACUCCGAAUUGCUUUUUGGAGCUUCCCUGAGAAUGAAGAGGAUAUUCGACUGUAUUCCUGCCUGGCCAACGGCAGUGCAGAUGAGUUCCAGCGAGGGGAUCAGCUAUUCCGCAUGAGGGCUGUGAAGGACCCCCUGCAGAUUGGGUUCCACCUGAGUGCUACAGUGGUGCCACCUCAGAUGGUCCCCCCCAAAGGGGCCUACAACGUGGCUGUGAUGUUUGACCGCUGCCGGGUCACUUCCUGCAGCUGCACCUGUGGGGCUGGGGCCAAAUGGUGCACCCACGUCGUGGCACUCUGUCUCUUCCGCAUCCACAACGUGAGGCCCUCCCAAUUUAUCCUGGCCCUAUUCUCCGCUCCACCCCCCCUUCUCUGCUGCAUGCCUGGCCACAAUGCUUCUGCAGUCUGCCUGCGGGCCCCAGUGUCAGAGUCCCUGUCUCGACUGCAGAGGGACCAGCUGCAGAAGUUUGCUCAGUACCUCAUCAGUGAGCUCCCUCAGCAGAUCCUGCCCACAGCCCAGCGUCUCCUGGAUGAACUCCUCUCCUCCCAGUCAACAGCCAUCAAUACAGUAUGUGGAGCCCCGGACCCCACAGCAGGGCCGUCUGCCUCCGAUCAGAGUACUUGGUAUUUGGAUGAAUCAACACUCACUGACAACAUCAAGAAGACACUGCACAAGUUCUGUGGCCCCUCCCCUGUGGUGUUCAGUGAUGUGAACUCCAUGUAUCUGUCUUCCACGGAGCCUCCGGCUGCUGCUGAAUGGGCAUGUCUGCUGCGCCCACUGAGGGGCCGCGAGCCAGAGGGAGUCUGGAACUUGCUUAGCAUCGUGCGGGAGAUGUUCAAGCGGAGGGACAGCAAUGCUGCCCCCUUGUUGGAAAUCCUCACCGACCAGUGCCUCACCUACGAACAGAUAACAGGCUGGUGGUACAGCGUGCGCACCUCAGCCUCACACAGCAGCGCCAGUGGGCACACAGGCCGCAGCAACGGGCAGUCAGAGGUGGCGGCCCACGCAUGCGCCAGCAUGUGUGACGAGAUGGUCACACUGUGGAGGCUGGCUGUGCUGGACCCUGCGCUCAGCCCCCAGCGGCGCCGGGAGCUGUGUGUGCAGCUGCGCCAGUGGCAGCUGAAGGUGAUUGAGAACGUGAAGCGGGGACAGCACAAGAAGACCCUGGAGCGGCUCUUCCCUGGCUUCCGGCCGGCAGUGGAGGCCUGCUACUUCAACUGGGAAGAGGCCUACCCCCUUCCCGGUGUCACCUACAGUGCCACUGACAGGAAGCUGGCCCUGUGCUGGGCCCGAGCCCUGCCCCCUCGGCCAGGUGCCUCCCGAUCUGGGGGCCUGGAAGAAUCCCGGGAGCGGCCCCGCCCUCUUCCUGCCGAGCCAGCUGUGCGGCCCAAGGAGCCUGGGGCCAAGCGCAAGGGAUUGGGUGAGGGGGUCCUCUCAUCGCAGCGGGGUCCCCGCCGCCUCUCGGCUGAGGGGGGAGAUAAGGCUCUGCAUAAGAUGGGUCCAGGUGGGGGCAAAGCCAAAGCAUUGGGGGGGGCUGGCAGUGGGGGCAAGGGCUCAGCAGGCAGCGGGAGCAAGCGACGGCUGAGCAGUGAAGACAGCUCCCUGGAGCCGGAUCUGGCUGAGAUGAGCCUGGAUGAUAGCAGCCUGGCCCUGGGUGCAGAGGCCAGCACCUUUGGUGGAUUCCCGGAGAGCCCACCACCCUGCCCUCACCCUGGUGGCUCCCGAGGCCCUUCUACCUUCCUUCCUGAACCUCCAGAUACUUAUGAAGAAGAUGGUGGCGUGUACUUCUCAGAAGGGCCUGAGCCUUCCACAGCUUCUGCUGGCCCCCCUGGCCUACUGCCCAGGGAGCUUUGUACCCGGGACGACCUCGCUUCCACAGAUGAGAGUGGCAAUGGGCUCCCUAAAACCAAAGAGGCAGCCCCUGCGGUUGGAGAGGAGGAGGAUGACUACCAGGCGUAUUAUCUGAAUGCCCAGGAUGGCGCUGGGGGCGAGGAAGAGAAGGCUGAGGGCGGGGCUGGGGAGGAACACGACCUGUUUGCAGGACUGAAGCCACUGGAACAGGAGAGCCGCAUGGAGAUAUUAUUUGCCUGUGCUGAGGCCUUGCAUGCGCACGGCUAUAGCAGUGAGGCCUCCCGCCUCACCGUGGAGCUUGCCCAGGACUUGCUAGCCAACCCACCUGACCUCAAGGUAGAGCCGCCCCCUGCCAAGGGCAAGAAGAACAAGGUUUCUACAAGCCGUCAGACCUGGGUGGCUACCAACACCCUGACCAAGGCGGCCUUCCUGUUAACAGUGCUAAGUGAGCGCCCAGAGCACCACAACCUGGCCUUCCGAGUGGGCAUGUUUGCCUUGGAGCUACAGCGGCCCCCAGCUUCCACCAAGGCCUUGGAGGUGAAGCUGGCAUAUCAGGAGUCUGAGGUGGCCACCCUGCUCAAGAAGAUUCCUCUGGGUCCGAGUGAGAUGAGUACUGUGCGCUGCCGGGCAGAGGAGCUUCGGGAGGGGACACUCUGUGAUUAUCGGCCUGUUUUGCCUCUCAUGUUGGCCAGUUUCAUCUUUGAUGUUCUCUGUACUCCAGUGGUUUCUCCCACGGGUUCCCGGCCCCCAAGUCGCAACUGGAACAACGAGAUGCCUGGGGAUGAGGAGCUGGGAUUUGAAGCAGCAGUUGCUGCCUUGGGCAUGAAGACAACAGUGAGUGAGGCGGAGCAUCCCCUGCUAUGUGAAGGCACACGUCGGGAGAAGGGUGACCUGGCCCUGGCACUAAUGAUCACUUACAAAGACGACCAGGCCAAACUCAAAAAGAUCUUAGACAAACUCUUGGACCGAGAGAGCCAGACGCAUAAACCACAGACACUGAGUUCGUUCUACUCAUCUAGCCGCCCGGCCACAGCCAGCCAGAGGUCUCCUUCAAAGCAUGGGGGCCCAUCUGCUCCAGGGGCCCUGCAACCUCUGACCUCAGGCUCUGCAGGGCCUGCUCAGCCAGGGAGUGUGGCAGGGGCUGGGCCAGGCCCCACUGAGGGCUUCACAGAGAAGAAUGUGCCUGAGAGUUCCCCACAUUCCCCCUGUGAGGGUCUCCCAUCUGAGGCAGCUUUGACCCCAAGACCAGAGGGAAAGGUCCCCAGCCGCUUGGCACUUGGCAGCCGUGGAGGCUACAAUGGACGGGGCUGGGGCUCACCAGGGCGGCCUAAGAAGAAGCACACAGGCAUGGCCAGCAUUGACAGCAGUGCCCCUGAAACAACGUCGGAUAGCUCCCCAACCUUAAGCCGGAGGCCACUUCGAGGGGGCUGGGCCCCUACCUCCUGGGGCCGAGGACAGGACAGUGACAGUAUUAGCAGCUCUUCCUCAGACUCCCUUGGCUCCUCGUCCUCCAGUGGAAGUCGCCGGGCCAGUGCCAGUGGAGGGGCCCGGGCGAAGACAGUUGAAGUUGGCAGGUACAAGGGCCGCCGUCCUGAGAGUCAUGCCCCCCAUGUACCCAAUCAGCCGUCAGAGGCAGCUGCACACUUCUACUUCGAGCUGGCGAAGACGGUGCUGAUCAAAGCAGGGGGCAACAGCAGCACUUCCAUUUUCACACAUCCAUCUUCCUCAGGGGGCCACCAGGGUCCUCACCGUAACCUGCACCUUUGCGCCUUCGAGAUUGGGCUUUAUGCCCUUGGCCUGCACAACUUUGUUUCUCCCAACUGGCUCUCACGUACUUACUCUUCCCACGUUUCCUGGAUUACAGGCCAGGCAAUGGAGAUUGGCAGCGCAGCCCUGACUAUACUGGUAGAAUGCUGGGAUGGGCACCUGACACCCCCUGAGGUUGCAUCCCUGGCUGACAGGGCAUCACGGGCACGAGACUCCAAUAUGGUGAGGGCAGCGGCGGAACUAGCCCUAAGCUGCCUGCCUCAUGCCCAUGCGUUGAACCCCAAUGAGAUCCAGCGGGCCCUGGUGCAGUGCAAGGAGCAGGAUAACCUGAUGUUGGAGAAGGCCUGCAUGGCAGUGGAAGAGGCGGCUAAGGGUGGGGGCGUAUACCCCGAAGUGUUGUUUGAGGUUGCUCACCAGUGGUUCUGGCUAUAUGAGCAAACAGCAGGUGGCUCAUCCACAGCCCGUGAAGGGGCUACAAGCUGUAGUGCCAGUGGGAUCAGGGCAGCUGGGGAGGCUGGGCGGGGGCUGCCUGAGGGCAGGGGGGUCCCAGGGACUGAGCCGGUUACAGUGGCGGCGGCGGCAGCAGCAGUGACAGCAGCCACAGUGGUGCCAGUCAUCUCGGUGGGGUCCACUUUAUAUCCGGGUCCAGGACUGGGGCAUGGUCAUUCCCCUGGCCUGCACCCCUACACUGCUCUACAGCCCCACCUGCCCUGCAGCCCUCAAUACCUCACCCACCCAGCUCACCCCGCCCACCCCAUGCCUCAUAUGCCCCGGCCUGCCGUCUUCCCUGUGCCCAGCUCUGCAUACCCACAGGGUGUGCAUCCUGCAUUCCUGGGGGCUCAGUACCCUUACUCGGUGACUCCCCCCUCACUUGCCGCCACUGCUGUGUCUUUCCCCGUCCCUUCCAUGGCACCCAUCACAGUACAUCCCUACCACACAGAGCCAGGGCUCCCACUGCCCACCAGUGUGGCCUGUGAGUUGUGGGGACAGGGAACAGUGAGCAGUGUCCAUCCAGCUUCCACGUUUCCGGCCAUCCAGGGUGCCUCACUGCCUGCCCUGCCCACACAGCCCAGCCCUCUGGUGAGCGGGGGUUUUCCACCACCUGAGGAGGAGACUCACAGUCAGCCUGUCAACCCGCACAGCCUACACCACCUGCACGCCGCCUACCGUGUCGGGAUGCUGGCACUGGAGAUGCUGGGUCGGCGGGCACACAAUGAUCACCCCAACAACUUCUCCCGCUCCCCCCCCUACACUGAUGAUGUCAAAUGGUUGCUGGGGCUGGCAGCAAAGCUGGGAGAUCGUCAUGGAGACGCUGCAGCGGCUGAGCCCCGCUCAUGCCCACAACCACCUGCGUGCCCCGGCCUUCCACCAACUGGUGCAGCGCUGCCAGCAGGCAUACAUGCAGUACAUCCACCACCGCUUGAUUCACCUGACCCCUGCCGACUACGACGACUUUGUGAACGCAAUCCGCAGUGCUCGCAGCGCCUUCUGCCUGACACCCAUGGGCAUGAUGCAGUUCAACGACAUCCUGCAGAAUCUCAAGCGCAGCAAACAGACCAAGGAGCUGUGGCAGCGGGUCUCACUCGAGAUGACCACCUUCUCCCCCUGAGUCUGGCCCCCCUAGGGCCCUAUACAGGGACACAGGCCUGUGGCUAUGGGGACCCCUCACAAAGGGGGAACGAAUCUUGGCUGGACAGAUCAUCCCCACUCAGUUCCCUGGUAGCCCAGACUGGCAGCUGUUCUUGGGGCCAAGAUGUCUCAGACCCUAGAAGCCUAGGGUUGGGGGAGACAGCCCUGUCUGGGAGGGGGCGUUGGGUGGCCUCUGGUAUUUAUUUGGCAUUUAUAAAUAUAUAAACUUCUUUUUUACUCUCGUC